AUGGUGAAGAGGAAGAAGGAUUUUCAGAAGAUGGAGAAGGUUCACGGUCAGCUGGUCAAUAUUCUCGAGGGGCUCGGGCUCCACGCCAGAGUUUUCAGCCCCCGCCAAGCAGAAACAGAUCGUGGAUUGCAUCUAUGCCUUCUAGAAGAAAGGGCGGAACGAACGAACGUAUUCGGAGCCGAGGAAAUGGAUGCGCGGUCAAGUUCGGAUAACAAUUCAAUUCGGUUGCUGCUACAAUUACGCAGUGCAACCAUUUCUGAUUUACAUGAUAAGCAUGGCAACCCACCAGGCAUAAUUUGCGACGAACAAGUCGAUCCCAUUCCCCCUUUGCUGAAUAUCUUUGGAUGUUUCGCCCAGAUCAAAUUCAAGCUUCAAAUUUUCUGUUUGAUGAUUGAAAAUAAGCUCUAA
Molecule: messenger RNA, 408 nt
Organism: Zingiber officinale
Lineage: Eukaryota; Viridiplantae; Streptophyta; Magnoliopsida; Zingiberales; Zingiberaceae
Product: RNA demethylase ALKBH9B-like
Exons: 3
Coding region: 1-408 (135 amino acids)
Biological process (GO): mRNA catabolic process
Molecular function (GO): demethylase activity; mRNA binding
Source: RefSeq, a predicted model, not a curated record